AUGGCCUGCAAGAGCUUCUCUUUCUGUUGCUGCAAAAAAGCCCCCCCACAAGCUUCUUCCACUUUGGACUAUUGGAAGCCAUCUUCGCCAAAGAGAAGAAGAACGGCUGUUGCCGCCAAACUGCCAGCACCACCACCACAACCUUCAACUUCUGCUGCAGCAAAAAGGCUCCCACAAGCUCCAUCCACUGAAUCCGAAGAGUCAACAUUGGACUAUGGGAAGCCAUCUUUGCCAAAGAGAAGAAGAACAGCUGUUGCCGCCAAACCGCACCCACCACCACCACGACCUUCCACUUCUGCUGCAGCAAAAAGGCUCCCACGAUCUCCAUCCACUGAAUCCGAAGAGUCAACUUUGGACUGUUGGAAGCCAUCUUCAGCAAAGAGAACAAGAAGACCAGACAUUCAGGAGGGUCAGCAAAGUUGGGCAUCACAGCUGAGAAUGAAGAAGGAGCUGCAAGCUUUCCUUGCAGUUGACAAGUCUGAAGAGGUUAGAGAAAAGUUCAAUGGAGUUCUCUGUAAUUUUGACAAGAAAUUGUUGCAACCCAAAGGACGUCGAGAAUCAGCUAGGCAGUUCCAGAAUUAA
This is a messenger RNA of Cylindrotheca closterium, 582 nucleotides long. Lineage: Eukaryota; Bacillariophyta; Bacillariophyceae; Bacillariales; Bacillariaceae. The record is from the annotation of a GenBank genome assembly.